CAAUCACUUUCAGUUGUUGGAAAAAAAACUUCAGCUCUGUUUCUUAUAUAUCUUUGGGGAUGGCCAAGUUCUUUUUGUACCAAUUUUCAUGUUUUGCGUUCUUGUUUCUAAAUUCUAGCUAGAUCAUGAAAUUCAAGGCAGUUUUACCUCUUUUCUUCAUCUUCAUCUUCCUCAUUUUUCAUUUUUCAUUUGGUUCUUCAAUUGAAAAACAGAGAGAGGAAGAGCUUGAAGCUUUGCUGCAAUGGAAGUCUAGCCUUCAAAACCAGACUCAAUCUCUCCUUCCUUCAUGGAAACUCCCACUUCCCAAUUCAAACUUAACAAAAACUCCUUGCAAUUGGGUUGGCAUCAGUUGCAACAAUGCUCAAACUGUCAAAGAAAUCAUUCUCACAGACAUUGGUUUGAUUGGUACUCUUGAACACUUCAACUUCUCCUCAUUCCCCAAUCUCCUUACUCUCGAUCUCCACGGUAACCGCCUUUUCGGGACCGUCCCACCUUCCAUCGGCGAGCUUCCUGAGCUGCUGAGGCUCAACCUCAGCAGCAAUGCCUUUGAUGGGAGUAUCCCAGAGGAGUUGGGAGGGCUGGUGAAGCUUACUUUGUUGAGCUUAUCACAAAACCUUCUUUCAGGUUCGAUCCCGACGAGGAUCCGAAACUUGAGGAGGCUUUCAGUUCUGGAUCUUGGCAGAAACCACCUCUCUGGCUCAAUCCCAUCAGAGCUAGGAGAGUUGACAUCUCUCGCUGAGCUCCGGUUGCACUUAAACAACCUGACCGGUUCGAUCCCGGCGUCGUUUGGAGAUCUUUCUGGCCUAGAUGUUUUGUCCCUCUUUGGCAAUCAGUUGUCUGGUGUGCUGCCUAAAGAGAUCAACAAACUUACCAAUUUGACUCAUUUCUUCCUCUCAAACAAUACCAUCUCUGGCCCUUUACCACAAACUUUGUGUCAUGGAGGCUUACUCCAAUGCUUUUGUGCUAGUAACAACAACUUCAGUGGUCCUGUCCCAAAGGGCCUAAAGAAUUGCAAUGCUCUAACUCGGCUUCGACUCGAUCGAAACAAGUUUCAUGGAAACAUAUCCGAAGAUUUCGGCGUAUAUCCCAACUUGGAUUACAUCGAUCUGAGCUACAAUAAUUUCUACGGCGAAGUUUCGCCGAAUUGGGCGAAAUGCCGACUUCUCAAAAGUUUGAAGAUCUCCAACAACCAGAUUGGUGGGAAGAUUCCAACAGAACUUGGAGAUUCAAGUGUCUUGCAUGUUCUUGAUCUGUCUUUCAACAAUCUUUCAGGACAAAUUCCCCAAGAAGUUGGAAAUUUGAAGUCAUUGAUCAACCUGACUUUGAGCAGCAACAAGCUUUCUGGUUCUAUGCCUCUAGAAAUUGGAACGAUUCCUGAUCUUUCAUACAUUGAUCUAGCAGACAACAACCUGAGUGGGCCAAUACCAAAACAAAUAGCUGAUCUCUCAAAACUUUUAUACUUGAACUUGAGGAACAACAACUUUGUAGAAAGCAUCCCUGUUGAGCUUGGCAAUCUAGCCACCCUGCAGUUGCUGUUGGAUCUCAGUCACAACGCGCUCUCCGGCGUCAUUCCCCGGCAACUCGGAAAUCUAAUGAAACUGGAAAUACUAAACCUCUCCCACAAUAAGCUCUCCGGUUCGAUCCCAUCCGCUUUAGAUCGAAUGGAAAGUUUACGGCUUGUCGACUUGUCGUAUAACGACUUGGAAGGUCCAAUUCCUGAGAGCCAGGCCUUCCAAGAGGCAUCAGCAGAGGCAUUUGAGAACAACAAAGGCCUGUGUGGAAACCACACCAGCUUGAAGAAUUGCCCUGUUCUUGUGAAGGAUAAGAAGGCAGCCAUUAGUAUGGUACUUUUGAUUGUUAUUCCUUCUUUUGCAGUGUUGGUCUUGGCAUUAUGCAUAGGCAUUGGAAUUGUGUGUACCAUGAGAAAAGGAAGAAGAAAGAAGCAAUCCAAGGUGGGAGAUUCACACAAUGGAGAUUUGUUUUCAGUUUGGAGUUAUGAUGGAAGAUUGGUAUAUGAAGACAUAAGGGCUGCAACUGAAGACUUUGAUGGGAAGCAUUGUAUUGGGGUUGGAGGACAUGGAAGUGUUUACAAGGCAAAGUUGUCAACAGGCCAAGUUGUGGCAGUGAAGCAGCUGCAUUCUGUUGUUCAUCACACCAAUUUGGAAGAUCAAUCAGCAAUAUCAGAGAGUGAGAUAAGUGCACUGACAAAAAUCCGACAUCGAAACAUCGUUAAACUUUACGGAUUCUGUUUUCACACUCAGCGAUCGCUCUUGGUCUACGAGUACUUGGAAAGAGGAAGCUUGGCUAAGAUUUUGAGCAGCGAAGAGCGAGCAAAAGAAUUGGAUUGGAUGAGAAGGAUCAAUGUUGUUAAAGGGGUUGCCAAUGCUCUGAACUAUUUGCAUCAUGAUUGCGUGCCUCCGAUCAUUCAUCGAGACGUUUCGAGCAACAAUAUACUAUUAGAUACAAACUAUGAAGCUCGCCUUUCCGACUUCGGCAUUGCUAGAUUCGUAAACCUCAGCUCAUCGAAUUGGACUGCAACGGCUGGUACUUAUGGAUACAUAGCUCCAGAUCUUGCAUAUACAAUGAAGGUCACAGAAAAAUGUGAUGUCUAUAGCUUUGGAGUCGUGAUACUUGAAACAAUCGUGGGACAUCAUCCUGGCGAGCUUAUAUAUGCUCUUUCGACCUCAUCGUCGUCAUUGUUGUCAGCGACGAUGCAUUCCGAACCGUUGAACAUAAAAGCAUUGCAGCUAGAAGAUAUCAUAGACAAGCGCUUAUCAGCUCCUACAAGUGAAGUGGGAGAAGAAAUACUCACACUCACUAAAUUGGCACUGGAUUGUGUGAAUGCCAAUCCUCAGUUUAGGCCAACAAUGAAGAAUGUAGCUCAAGAGCUAUCGACUCAUCGACGGGCGCUUCCCGAGCCGUUUUGCAGUAUUACAAUGGGAAGACUUGAGAACUUGGGUGUGCAGCUGCCUGUGCAAGAAAGCAAGAGCCUUUCUGAUUCAUUCAGUUGAGAGGAAUGUAGAAUGAAUGAAUGGAUAAACCAAGCAAGAAAAAGGAGAGUUCACAUUGUUGUGAGCAUCCUUAAAUUGGUUGAUGAGCAAGAAAAAUAGGAAAGAUAUAUUUUUUUCUUCUUUUAUAUUUCUUUGUUUCUUGUUACUUGAAAGAAAUAAAAUAACACAGAAAGAUGUUCUAUCAAGUAUUUCCACUUCAUCGUUCUCACUUUUUACUUAAAAAUAAAAAAGGUUAGGCACAAA
Messenger RNA from Momordica charantia (bitter melon), 3254 nucleotides. RefSeq lists its product as uncharacterized. Gene Ontology annotation, molecular function: protein binding; ATP binding; protein kinase activity. Lineage: Eukaryota; Viridiplantae; Streptophyta; Magnoliopsida; Cucurbitales; Cucurbitaceae. Gene Ontology annotation, biological process: protein phosphorylation. The record is from RefSeq and is a predicted model, not a curated record.